Argiope bruennichi is the source of this 1731-nucleotide messenger RNA. It is a transcript of the gene wcd, whose product is annotated as U3 small nucleolar RNA-associated protein 18 homolog. NCBI's taxonomy places the organism in Eukaryota, Metazoa, Arthropoda, Arachnida, Araneae, Araneidae. Gene Ontology annotation, biological process: rRNA processing. The coding region runs from base 16 to 1686 and encodes 556 amino acids. The record is from RefSeq and is a predicted model, not a curated record. The transcript has 17 exons. Gene Ontology annotation, molecular function: protein binding. Gene Ontology annotation, cellular component: small-subunit processome; Pwp2p-containing subcomplex of 90S preribosome.
UAUGAAUGUAGUAGUAUGAAAAGCUGCCACUAUAUUUUGCAGAUCUCAAGAAAUUUCAUCAUGAAUUCCAUGUCAGGGAUUUUUGAAAAAGAGCAAAAAAAGAAAAAAAGCCAGAAGAAAAACAUAAAAGAAUUUAGAAAGAAAAAGAAAUCCGAUGCUUCAUUAGAAUCACAUAAAGAUAUUUCUAAACCCUUAAAACGUAAAGAAUCCAAAUUUGAAGAAGAUGUUGUUUUAGUAAAGCCAAAAAAAUUGCAUAGUAUGAAAAAGAAAUUGGUUUCUGAAUUAAAGGAAGCCCAAGGAAUCUUGGGUGCUACAAGACCUCCUGAUGAAAAAGAAAAAGAAUUACAGGAACUUCUUUUUGGCUGCAAUCCAGAAGAUCUUGAAGAAGAGCAUAGUGAUAAUAAAUCAGAUUUGGAGGAACCAGUUGUUGAAGAAACUGAAAAAGAUAAGAAAAAAUUAGCUGCUUGGGAAGAUGAAGAUGAUGAAACUUUAUUAGUUGAAGAAAAAGCGAAAUCUCUUAAAAAUGUCCAUCGAAGUAUUACAGUUCGAGGAGAUGAAAAAUAUUCUAAUUUUGUUCAAGAGAAAUUCAUCAAGAUAAUGGGUAAUCCCAAAUGGGCUGAACAAGAUAAUAAAAGUAAAGAUUCAGGUGAUGAAAGUGAAGAUGAACUUCUUCAGAAGACUGGAAAUUUUGUGAAACAAUCUGAAUUUCUGCCUAAAGGAACCAUAAAUAUACGAAAAACUCCCAGUCUAGUGGAUCCUAAUAUGAAAGCAUCCAUGAUAAAAAGUGUUGAAUUUCAUCCAACUUCAAGAGUAGCUGUUGUUGCAACUGUAAAUGGCACUGCAAAUUUAUUUCAAAUAGAUGGAAAAAUAAAUGCAAAAAUUCAGUCUAUAUAUUUCGAAAAUUUCCCUGUUCAUACUGCUCAUUUCAGUGUUGAUGGAACUGAAGUAAUUGUGGGUUCUAAUAAAUUUGUACAUUUCUUCUCUUAUGAUAUGCUUGCUGGAAAAAUAAGUAGGAUUCCAUGGCAAAAAGGAAUGGAGCAAAGAAAUAUUCGUAGGUUUCAAAUGUCGCCUGAUGGCAAAUACAUUGUAAUUCAUGGAAGAUAUGGCAACAUUCAUCUUAUGAGUUCCAAGUCAAAGGAAUGGAUAGGCAGUUUGAAAAUGAAUGGUGAAGUUAUUGCUACUACUUUCAACAAUGAUGGCUCAAAAAUGUAUUCCCAUGGUGAUACUGGAGAAGUAUAUGUUUGGGACAUGUCAAACCGAAAGUGUAUCCAUAAGUUCGAGGAUGAAGGUUGCAUCACUGGUACAGCUAUUACAGUUUCACCUAAUGAUCAGUUUUUAGCAACUGGGUCUGACAGUGGAGUUGUAAAUAUUUAUGAUAAUAGUACAAUUUAUAAUAACCCUUCACCACAACCUAUGAAAAUUUUAUUAAAUCUUACGACUGAAAUUACUAACUUGAAGUUUAAUUCCACAUCAGAAAUUCUGGCCAUGUCUUCAUCAUUUAAGGCAGAAGCUCUUAAACUGGUCCAUUUUCCUAGUAUGACUGUAUUUUCUAAUUUUCCUGUGAGAGGGGAAUUCAUUAAGAAUCCUAAUUCAUUAGAUAUCUCUGUCAACAGUGGGUAUAUGUGUAUAGGAAAUAAUGUAGGCACAGCAUAUAUAUAUAGGUUAAAGCACUACAAGAAUUACUGAGAUUUUGUACAAUGUAAAUAUUUUGUAAUAAAUUUUUUUAUAUAA